AUGUCCCCUCAAAUGGAGGUGUUCAUUAAAGCCCUCUCCCGGCUCCUAGGGUGGUCAUAUAUGCUAUGUUGGUCAGGGUCUUUCUAUCCCCAACCUCUCACCAAUAUCAAACGCAAGUCUACGGUCGGCUUAUCGAUUGACCUGUCCACAAUCAAUCCAUUGGGUUUCGUUUGCUAUGCGAUAUACACCGGCGCAUUUUUAUACUCACCAGUAAUUCGUGCGCAAUAUGCAGCCCGACACCCCGUCGCCGAGGAGCCGACAGUCCGGUUCAACGAUUUUGUAUUUGCGGCCCACGCGGUGGUGCUGACCCUCAUCAUGUAUACACAAUUUUGGCCAUUCAUCUGGGGUCUGCAUGUGUCCCGCUUUCAGAGGAUUAGUUGGCUGAUGGCCGGUCUCUUUUGGGGAUCUGUUCUGGCUCCUGUGGUGGUUAUGUGGAUUGUGUUAGCGCGUAGCCCGGAUGGGGGACAUGAUCCUUCAUCCUGGGCGUGGAUUGACGUGAUCUAUUCGUUCUCAUAUGUCAAACUUCUCAUCACCAUUGUGAAGUAUAUGCCGCAGGUGUGGUUGAAUUACCAGCGCAAGUCGACGGUGGGCUGGAGUAUUGGGACUAUUUUGCUGGAUUUGGCCGGUGGUGUUCUUUCGAUGGUUCAACUGAUACUAGAUUCCAGUCUUCAAAAUGAUUGGAGUGGUAUCACUGGUAACCCGGUCAAGCUGCUGCUCGGCAAUGUUACGAUCUUCUUCGACAUGAUCUUCGUGAUCCAACACUAUGUCUUGUACCGGGAGGACUCGAAAAGAACGCCUGGCCCCGGCGUGCGAACACCACUCCUCGCUCAAGACGAUCCUGUGAGAGCCCAGGCAUGA
Penicillium antarcticum is the source of this 858-nucleotide messenger RNA. Its product is annotated as putative L-cystine transporter. Gene Ontology annotation, cellular component: fungal-type vacuole; vacuolar membrane. NCBI's taxonomy places the organism in Eukaryota, Fungi, Ascomycota, Eurotiomycetes, Eurotiales, Aspergillaceae. The record is from RefSeq and is a predicted model, not a curated record. The transcript is spliced from 4 exons. Gene Ontology annotation, biological process: L-cystine transport. Bases 1 to 858 code for a protein of 285 amino acids. Gene Ontology annotation, molecular function: L-cystine transmembrane transporter activity.